AUGUCAUCACCGUCGGGUUCCGCUGCUCAGGAAACGAGCUACAUCAUGAGAGACAAAGCCGACGCUACGCUAGUCGGCAAGCAUUGCCAAUACGAAUACUGCAACCAACUCGACUUUUUGCCCUUUCUUUGCCAGUCCUGCACCAAGACCUUUUGUUUAGAUCAUAGAACAGAGUCGUCACACAAAUGCGCGAACCCCGGAGCAUGGGCAGAGCGGAAGAGACAGGCCAGCUUGGCCAAGCCUUCCAUUGGCCAAGGGAGGACUCUACGUGACAAGGUAUCGGAAAAGCCUUGCUCGUCGCCAGAAUGCAAGACUGUUGUCGGAACGUCUCUGACGCCCGGAGUGCACUGCGAUUCAUGCAAUCGCGAUUACUGCUUGAAGCAUCGAUUAAAGGAGGACCACAACUGCAAGAACUUGGUGCCUAUUGGAGCCCGACCUAUGCAAAUCGAUGUCGCGCAAAAGACUCGAUCAGCACUUGACAGGCUGAGGGCUUGGGGAUCGGCCAAGAAGGAACAGGCGGGGAGAGCGCUGCCGAAACCGAAACCUAGCUCUGCUGCUGCUCGAAUAGUGGCCACAAAGAAGCUCAAGGAGACCGCCAAGGGCGACAAGAAAGUCGCAGAGGAGAAGCGCAUCUAUCUGUAUGUUGAGGCUGAGGCAGAAACUGCCAAGGCCAAACUGCCCAAGGGCGAUUUCUUCUUCUCCAAGGACUGGGUUGUUGGCCGCCUACUAGACCAGGCUGCGACUGGUUUACAAGUCCAAAAUGUCAACAACCAGAGCUCCGAAGAGAAGGAUAAAUUGCGUGUAUUUCAUGUGGAAGGAGGGAGAAUCCUAGAUUACGGCGAAAAGAUUGGAGCGGCAUUGCAGAGCGGGAACACUGUUAUUUUGUUGAGGGGAGUUGGAGCACCGGCGGACUUGAUAGAAAUGUGA
This is a messenger RNA of Metarhizium brunneum ARSEF 3297, 927 nucleotides long. RefSeq names its product AN1-type zinc finger protein 1 (gene ZFAND1). The record is from RefSeq and is a predicted model, not a curated record. Gene Ontology annotation, molecular function: zinc ion binding. Gene Ontology annotation, cellular component: cytoplasm. NCBI's taxonomy places the organism in Eukaryota, Fungi, Ascomycota, Sordariomycetes, Hypocreales, Clavicipitaceae.